AUGUUGUCCAUCAGCCGGCUGUUCUCGCUGGCGUUGUGGAUCGGUCUCCUGACCCCCAUCUACAUGUUCCUCGAGAAGAACUUGGAGAAGUUCUACAUCUUCGACCACGAGCAUCUGCACGAUCUCAGCAAGCGCGCCAUCGCCGCGCACGGAAACGACACCAAGUCUGUGGUCAACUACAUCGUCACCGAGCUUCAUGGUAUCGUCCCCAACAACGUGAACCUCGACGAGGAAUGGGUCUUCAACAACGCCGGUGGUGCCAUGGGCGCCAUGUACAUUAUUCACGCCAGCAUCACCGAGUACCUCAUCGUGUUCGGCACCGCCAUCGGAACCGAGGGCCACUCCGGCCGCCACACCGCCGAUGACUACUUCAACAUCCUCUACGGCACCCAGCUCGCCUACGUCCCCGGCAAGUACGAGCCCGAGGUCUACCCCCAGGGCAGCGUCCACCACCUGCACCGCGGCGACGUCAAGCAGUACAAGAUGGAUGAGGGCUGCUUCGCGCUUGAGUACGCCCGUGGCUGGAUCCCUCCUAUGCUUUUCUUCGGCUUCGCCGACGGCCUCUCCAGCACCCUCGACUUCCCCACGCUGUGGACGACCACCAGAAUUACCGGUCGCGAGAUGAUUUCCAACCUGCUCAAGGGCAAGUUCUAA
Colletotrichum aenigma is the source of this 654-nucleotide messenger RNA. RefSeq names its product C-8 sterol isomerase (gene erg-1). The record is from RefSeq and is a predicted model, not a curated record. NCBI's taxonomy places the organism in Eukaryota, Fungi, Ascomycota, Sordariomycetes, Glomerellales, Glomerellaceae. The transcript has 2 exons. Gene Ontology annotation, biological process: ergosterol biosynthetic process. Gene Ontology annotation, cellular component: endoplasmic reticulum. The coding region runs from base 1 to 654 and encodes 217 amino acids.